UGCCAGCAGCACAGACGGAGUGUCAGUAGCGGCGACAGACCGUCGAUCUGAUUUCAAGUGUCCUUGGUGAACGCCCGUGCAUUUUCGGACCGCGACUUCUGUAAUAGGACGCGAUAACUGUAUGGCAUGCAAUGAGGGUGAAAUACAUCGCGUAGAACGCGCGUAGCACGCACUGGACAUUACAGGGCUGGAGGAACAGUCAGUUCCGCUGUCUUUACCCGUGCAUGAUGAACUCAGCGCUUCUAGUGUGGUCGGUGCUCUUGGUGCUACAGUGGGAUGCAGCAUUGUGCGCCACCAUCCCAGCCUGUCCAGAUGUUCCCGAAGUAGGGAAUGCGACGUACGUGGAACUAGAAAGAGACAAUCUGCCACUGUACAUGCGUGUGCGGUAUAUCUGCGACGAAGGUUACUACUUAGAAGGCUCACAUGAAAUCGAGUGCGUAGAUGCUGAACAGGGUCACAAGUGGCAUCCAGAGCCUCCAGCAUGCCAUGAUUUCCAAGACUGUGAGGAUAUCGGGAACAUCCCAAAUGGUUACGUGGACGGAGAUGACUGCUGCAAGCCGGGCGACAAACUGAGAUUCACGUGCAAAGAUGACGUCACACACCAGUUUGUCGGCGCAAGCGAACUGACUUGCUUGAACAAUGGUUCCUGGGAUCAUCCUGAGCCAAUGUGCAUCAGUCGCAGCUGCGGGCCUCCCAAAAUUCCACUGCACGGUGACGUAGAUUAUUACAAGGAUGGUGCCUUCUACUACGAUGACUGGUACGAGCCUGGCGUUGAAGCACGCUUCAUCUGCGAUGAAGAGUAUGAUCUCGUCGGGCAACGGAGUAUAACUUGCCAGAACCAUGAAUGGUCAGCUCCGACGCCGCGUUGCAAACCCAAGGCAGUGAAAGUGUGCGAAGACCUGGUCGUGCCAAACUCUGUGGUGACAGCAGUCAAUGGUGAUCAAAAGGAAGCAGUCGAAGGGGACGGAGAGUAUUUCUUGCCAGAUGACAAAGUGUUUGUGUAUUGCAAUCAUGGUUAUCGAAUUAACGGGACAGACUACCUGGUAUGCAACAACGAUGGUACUUGGAGUGACACCAUACCUUCGUGUGUUGAGUACAACUGUACCCUGGUGGACUUAGGCCCGCAUAUCAUCGUGGAAGAGUUUGCGAACAGCAACGUCACAGAAUUCCCCGUCGGCAGCCGAAUCUACCUGAAGUGCGAAGAGGGUUACAUGCUCGAGGGUGCAUCCAGUUUGGUCUGCGCAGGAGGAGGAUGGUCUAGGAAGCCCAAGUGCCUGAGGAUCCACUGUGGCCGCCCAUCUGCACCAGAGUUCGGUUGGAUGAGCAUCGACACCUCGUUCAUAGGAGACGUAGCUUCAUUCGGCUGCCUACCAGGGUAUAAGCUGAUAGGUGACGAGAACCGCUUUUGCCUCGCCAACGGCGCAUGGAGUGGAUCUGUGGCACGUUGUGUCUCGGAAGUUUUAUCCCACAUGUCUACAUGGCGAAAACCACUGGGGCGAGUGGCUCAUCGCGGUUGCGAGAAUCCUGGUAUACCAGACAACUGCGUGAAGACUGGAAGCUCUUACGAAUCUGGAGCCAAUGUGAACUUCUUCUGCAACCCGGGUUAUAGCCUUCGAGGAGAGGAAUCCAUCUCUUGCGACAACCGAGGGUUCUGGUCGCAUCCUCUACCAACUUGCAUAGGGAAGUUCUACUAUGACAUGCCAUUGCAGGCGAAGGAAAGGCUGAUGAAGCCACUGACAGUCAUUAAAAGUAUGUCGGAUGCCUUGAAUGCUCCAGUUGAAGAGAACAGGGCAAGGGCGCUGAACCUGAACGUAUCAGGCGUUCGCCAUGUGGUCUAUUUCGUUAUCGACGCUUCCUCCAGCAUGGGCGAAAUCGACUUCAGGAAAGGCGUUGCCUUGGCAAGAGCCAUAAUUAUGAAGAUCAAUGUUACAGAGCGGGGCCAUCGCGUUGGCGUAAUAACGUUCAGCAACAACGCCACGCGCGUCGUCAGGCCCCAUGCAGACCACUCAAUGGAUCUCGUCCUUGAACGGCUUCGUAACGUAACGUAUAUCGGAGGAGGGACCGCUUUGACGAAAGCGUUGGAAGCAGUCCGGACAGAUUAUGAUGGCAUCAGGAGUCGUGGCGCAUCGGAUCCAACGAAAUUGAGACUGAGCAUCUUCCUGAUAAGCGACGGAAAGGCCAACUUGGGAGGCAGCCCCAAGCAAAUUAUCACGCUACUGAGGAAAGGUAUAUACAAUGCAGAAGUAUACGGCAUAGGAGUGACCACCAGUCCGGACCGAAAAGCUCUAAAGGAAUUAGUGUCCACUCCCAUAAAGGACCAUCUGUUCAUCCUCCGGGACUACGACAGCAUUAAGUGGCUAGCAGAGAUUCUCACCAACGGAACCAUCGAUUAUUCGGUGUGUGGCAGUACCCAGAGGCACAAUAUUGACACCGGCAAGGAAGAUAAAGCCGAAGCGAGAAUCGCAGGUGGUGAAAAUGUCGAGACAGCCUGGCCUUGGAUGGUGGAGGUCAAGAAUUCAGGUGGUCUGUGCGGCGGCUCCAUCAUUUCACGAACAUGGAUCUUAACCGCUGCGCACUGCGUUUGCAAAGGAGAACCGAACGAGACUCUCAGAACAGAGGACAUUCAGAUUCGACUAGGAUUGACGGACACAAGAAACACAUCGUUGGCAAAAGAUAUUCUGAUAAAAAGAAUAAUACCACACGAAGCUUACAACGCAACUACACUCGAGAACGACAUCGCCCUACUUGAACUGCAGAGCAACAUGACUUAUAAUGCGUACAUUCGACCCAUUUGCCUCCCACCUGAGAAACUUCGGAACAACAGUGAUUUCUACCGUGCGAAUAAGCAUGCAUUUGUUAUUGGCUGGGGAACAUUGGACACUGUGGGAAAAUUACAGCAAGUGAAGGUCAGCAUCCACGACGACGCGAAUUGUACCCGUGCACAUAACAAGCACCCAUUUACGGACGGCAUGAUGUGCGCUGGUGGCUAUGGAGAAGGUGAUUCCUGCAAGGGUGACAGUGGUGGACCACUGAUGCAAGGUGUCGCCAGAGACGAAUAUAUCUGGACCCAAGUGGGGAUUGUGAGCUGGGGCCACGGUAAUACAUGCGACAAAAGAGGCAAACCCGGCGUCUACACCAAAGUGUCGAAAUACAGGCGAUGGAUAGAUCAAUACGUGUCAGACGCACAAGAAAGUCCAUAACUGUUAUACCUACAAGACCCAGCCAACGACAGUGUAGCCGUGUAUACCUAUGGGAACCGGUGCAUCUGGUACCCUUCCUGUACUAUGUUAUACUUAUUUCAUGAAUGUAACGCGUGCUCAACGCCUGCUAUGUUCACUGGCAUGUCUGCAGUCGAACGAACGUGUCCAUGUAUACACUCUUCCCCUCGACAUCGUUUGUUCCCCAUACUGUGCCGGUAAACUGUACAAUAUC
Messenger RNA from Ornithodoros turicata, 3432 nucleotides. RefSeq names its product sushi, von Willebrand factor type A, EGF and pentraxin domain-containing protein 1-like. Gene Ontology annotation, cellular component: extracellular region. Bases 225 to 3200 code for a protein of 991 amino acids. Gene Ontology annotation, biological process: complement activation; proteolysis. NCBI's taxonomy places the organism in Eukaryota, Metazoa, Arthropoda, Arachnida, Ixodida, Argasidae. The transcript is spliced from 18 exons. Gene Ontology annotation, molecular function: serine-type endopeptidase activity. The record is from RefSeq and is a predicted model, not a curated record.